AUGCCCGACGACACCGAGCCAGCACCGGAAGACGUGCGAGAGUCGCGCCAGGGCAGUUCCGUUCAAUCUCCCUCGGUGCGCUCGGGUUCCAAUACAAGGUUGAAAAAACUUCGUUCUAGACCCCAUCUUCGGAAGCGUCAAUCGCUUCAGUCCAGUAAAAAAUUGGUGUUUUCUGUUGACGAUGCCAUCAAUGAUGCGGUGGAAGAGGACACCGAUACACUCACGAAGGCUGACCGUGAGUACUUGGAGGGUUAUAGUGAUGCCUUGAGGUCGUUUUAUAUCAAAAAACGUGGUGGUCAACAACAGCAUUCAGGCUACUUUCCGCCGGUUUCGGAAAGCCAUGGCGACGAUGAAGCUACUAAUAUGUCGCUGCCUGAGGCUGGUCGUCAAGAGAGAUCUCCAGAGGCUGCUCAAACCGAGAUUCUUAACAAGUUGAGGUCCGCCGAACAGGAGCUCGCCAUGAUAGAUUCUGUGGGUCGGGACAAUGACGAAAUCAACGACGAUACCGGAAUCACAUACGACGAUGACGAUGGUGAGUCUAUGGUAUCCAAUUCAUCGGGAGCAUCUUCGUCGACGGUGGGUUCGUUAGACCUCAAAAAGAGACAGGAUGCCAUUAAUUCCACUCAUCCGUUCGGUAUCAAGAUCUGGAAACCAUCAUUGUACAAGAAAAAACGUUCUGUGGCUACAAGGGCCGAAGAAGAUAUUCAUCAACCGCAUAAACCCAUCAUCAAUUGGGGUGUUCAUUUGACCAACUUUAUAUGGUCCAUGACGUUUGGCUUGUUGUUAUACUUGGUAUGUGUUCUUGGCGGCAUCAUUGUAUUUGUUCUCUCAUUCUUCGCCAUUCACAGACAACUGCGUGGAUACGUCAAGCUUCUUUUCAGCUUGGGACGCUACUUGUUCUCUCCGUUUGGAAAGUUCGUGCUUCUCAACAAAGAUAGUAAUUAUAUUGACGAGGACGAAUUGGACGGAAGAUCCAUUUCAGAAUUUCAUCGCUGGCGUGAACAGGAAGAGGGCCGUCUUUUCUUUGCCCCACCACGACGGUUAACCAAUUCCCAUGAGCGACGCCCAUUGUUGAAAGACCAUAAAGGCAGACCACUCGGCGAUGCUUAUUCAUCGUUGGAGGGGACGUCGCAAUCUCAACAGGAGAACAACGAGGCAGUGGAUACUGCAGAUCAUGCAAACGAGGGCGAUGAUGAAAGAGCUGAACUUGACAUUAAAGUGCGUUUCUUUGGACGUGGAAGUUGGUCUUCGGGUCGGUUUGUAUUCUAUCUUUUCUUCUAUGGAAUAUUGCAGCCUGCUAUUUGGGUGAUUGGAGCGAUUUGCUGGUUAUUUGUCUUCACUAUCCCAAUGUUCAAUCUUGCUGGUAUCUUGUGUGAUCAUUUGAGACGUCAUCCUCUUGCACUCCAUUUUGAGUCAGAAAAGGAAUACUACCGCAAAUCUAGUGCCGAUACAACGAAGAGGGGCCGUCAGCUGAUUAUACUCAGUACCUACAGGUGCUGUGGGUUACAUUAUUACAAGUUCACCAUUGACGGAACCAAUGUCUUUUUCAUCAAUCUAAUUGCCUUGGUGAUAUUUGUCAUUGUCGAUUAUUUCAUCCUUUUCGAACAGUUUGGUUGGAAAUCAUGGAUCACAGACUCUUCGGUAAUUUUUUGCAUGUGUUUGCUUGCUAUUAUUCCUUUGGCCUACUUUAUUGGUCAAGCCGUUGCAUCUAUUUCGGCGCAAUCUUCCAUGGGUGUGGGUGCGGUGAUCAAUGCUUUUUUCUCCACGGUGGUAGAGAUUUUUUUAUACUGCGUUGCGCUCAAUCAAAAGAAGGGAAAGCUUGUGGAAGGCUCAAUGAUAGGUUCCAUUUUGGGUGGUGUUUUACUUCUUCCUGGUCUCUCGAUGUGUGGUGGUGCUCUUAAACGUAAGACACAAAGAUACAAUCCUCGCUCGGCUGGCGUUUCUUCUACCAUGUUGCUUUACGCUAUGGUUAUAAUGUUUGCACCUUCGCUAUUCUAUCAGAUUUAUGGCGCCUACGAAAUCCGUUGCAGAAGCUGUGAUCUCACCAAGUUUGAAGACGAUUGUACCCAGUGUCGUUUUAUUCAGCCUUCGUUCUCACUCGACUCACUUUACUAUUCCAUCAUUGAACCGUUCUCACUCACCGUGGCAGUGGCACUUUUUUUGGCCUACGUUUGCGGUUUGUUCUUCACCUUAAGAACCCAUGCAUCUCUCAUCUGGGCUACAAACUCACAUGAACAACAAGCCAUGAACAAGAGAGACGAAAACUAUCUCAGAACUCCCAGCGUUAUCAGUCUCAACAACCAACCCAAAGGGAAACAAAAAUUGCCGGAGGGAGUUUCAUCAGUCCAGAGUCCUUCAGUACGGAAACCCGCAAAACCACCACUUCCUUCACCACAAGUUGAUGUACCUCGGAAACGGCACAGUCAACCAACAAAUAGAGAAGUCGAUGUUGAAGAGGAAGAAGGUGGUGGCCACGAUGCUCCAAAUUGGUCCCGAAACAAGUCCACUGUGAUAUUGUUAGGUGCCACAUUACUCUACGCUGUGAUUGCUGAGAUCUUGGUCGACACAGUUGACGCGGUAUUGGUGAAUUUUUCAAUAGACCCCAAGUUUCUUGGACUCACAGUGUUCGCUUUGGUGCCCAAUACAACCGAGUUUCUCAAUGCCAUCUCGUUUGCUGUUGGUGGUAACGUUGCCCUUUCAAUGGAGAUUGGUAGUGCGUACGCCUUGCAAGUUGUGUUGAUUCAAAUUCCAAGUCUUGUGCUCUUUUCAGUGUACCGAGGAUUUGACGAUGUGAAUCUGAUUUUCUCGUUGGUUUUUCCUAGAUGGGACAUUAUUGCAACGUUGAUUUCUAUCUAUCUCUUCACCUAUAUUUAUGCAGAGGGCAAAUCCAACUACUUCAAGGGAGUUAUCUUAAUAUUGAUCUACGUGGUGGUGAUGAUUGGAUUCUGGUUUAAUGGUAUGAUCGAAAGUUUGGAUGAUGGAUACACUGGUGGCCCGCCAUCUAUACUCUAA
Meyerozyma guilliermondii ATCC 6260 is the source of this 3012-nucleotide messenger RNA. RefSeq lists its product as uncharacterized. Bases 1 to 3012 code for a protein of 1003 amino acids. Gene Ontology annotation, molecular function: calcium:proton antiporter activity. The transcript has a single exon. Gene Ontology annotation, cellular component: membrane; endomembrane system. The record is from RefSeq and is a predicted model, not a curated record. Gene Ontology annotation, biological process: calcium ion transmembrane transport; intracellular calcium ion homeostasis. NCBI's taxonomy places the organism in Eukaryota, Fungi, Ascomycota, Pichiomycetes, Serinales, Debaryomycetaceae.